AUGCAAUUGGUUCCAAGGGAAAUGGGUCUACGAUUCUUCAUACCCUCUCUACGACCCUGCCAAAUGUCCAUUCCUAGAUCCAGAGUUCGACUGCCUCAAAUUCGGCCGACCCGACAAGAAUUACGUCAAGUACAGAUGGCAGCCCUUCGCUUGCAAUCUCCCCAGGUACUACCAAUUCUCGCAUAG
Molecule: messenger RNA, 186 nt
Organism: Linum tenue
Lineage: Eukaryota; Viridiplantae; Streptophyta; Magnoliopsida; Malpighiales; Linaceae
Source: the annotation of a GenBank genome assembly